UACAUCUAAAUACAACAUAUUCCCAGUUUAAAGUAAACACUGAAUUUUAUAGCAAUAGAGCAAAAACUGGACAGAACCAACAAGCUAGUAAGCGUUGCGACAAUCUUCGUGCACAGCGGACCGAAGGUUCGAACAGCGUACCCCUCAUAGAAAUGUGAACUGUGCGUUGUGGGCAGUUCGAAGGUUUAUGCAAUGUUCUAGUUUGGCCCACGAGCACACAAGGAGAGCGCGAAGAGACGGCAACGGCAAUAGAGCGCCGUUUAUACGUUCAUAUAAUAAGUGUACACAAAUAGCGUGUGUUGAGCUGCGAGCGCAACGCAUCCAAAUGACUGUUACUGUGACCAGCACACAUGUAAUGGAGGCACAAGCUAAAGCAACAAUUUUGCAAUCUGGCGGGGGCGGUGAGCAGCAGCAUGGCUCUGACAAGUCGGUCGAUGUGGCUGGAAAGGAUGUUGAUUUAGCUGGCGCGCCAGAUGAUGAGAUGACCGUUCUGUUAACAAAUCAAAACUACCAUUUUGACGCAACAUCCGAUAUAGAAGAUGCUUUCGUGGAGCUAAAUGGUAGCAAAGAUGUGGAGCUAGAUGCGGCUGUUGGUGGUAACCACCAUGCGGAGCAUCCGCAAGUCACCUGGCUGGACGAUGAUGCAAUCGAUGCCCUGGAUCGUGUCACACUGGAUAUAGGCAAUAUGUUCUUUAAUCGCGUUGACAGCCAGGACAUCAUAUAUCAACAGAAAAAGAAGAACAUCAAAAUGGUGGGCAAAUAUGUGAUGGGCGAUGUGCUAGGAGAGGGCUCCUACGGCAAAGUAAAGGAGGCCAUGAAUUCGGAGAACCUUUGCCGGCUGGCCGUUAAGAUACUCACCAAGCGAAAGCUACGCCGCAUACCCAAUGGCGAGCAGAAUGUGACACGGGAAAUUCAUUUGCUGAAGCAGCUGAAAAACCAGAAUGUUGUCCAAUUGGUCGAUGUGAUGUACAAUGAGGAGAAACAAAAGAUGUACUUGGUCAUGGAGUAUUGCAUUGGCGGUUUGCAGGAGAUGCUGGAUCAUGCGCCGGAAAAAAAGAUGCCGCUCUAUCAAGCGCAUCGGUAUUUUCAACAGCUGGUGAAUGGAUUGGAGUAUUUACACAGCUGCCGGGUGAUACACAAGGACAUCAAGCCGGGUAAUCUACUGCUGACGCUUGACCAAACGCUCAAGAUAUCCGAUUUUGGCGUGGCCGAGCAGCUGGACAUGUUUGCCCCAGACGACACCUGCACAACGGGUCAGGGCUCGCCUGCGUUUCAACCGCCAGAAAUUGCCAAUGGACAUGAAACGUUUGCAGGCUUUAAAGUGGACAUAUGGAGCAGCGGCGUUACCCUCUAUAAUCUGGCAACGGGUCUGUAUCCAUUUGAGGGCGACAACAUCUACCGAUUACUGGAGAACAUUGGCCGGAGUCAGUGGACUGCGCCCGACUGGCUAUAUGAUUUGGAUGAAAGCUUUGCCAAAUUGAUAUUGGGCAUGCUGCAAGCAGAUCCAACUGCGCGGCUCUCUCUGCAACAAAUACGCAAAGAUGCUUGGUUCCUGUCCGCACCAGCGGUGACUGGCCCACCGAUACCCAUUCCUCCACUUAAGGGCGACAAAUACGGACGUUCCACAGUACUGCCUUACCUAGAAGCUUAUCAUUAUGGCAACGAACAGGAUCAGGAAGAUGUUUACUUCACUGAGCACGAUGUCAAUCAGGAAUUGGCGCGACGCGCUGCUUCUGCCGCAGCCGAGAUACGCGCUAACAGAACCGCUGCUGCCAGCGUGGCGUGCCAUUCGUACGAGCCAUCCACAAGUGCUGAAGCUGAGGCUAUGGUCAACGGCUCCAGGGAGGUGACCACGGUCAAGAAAAAGGGCUCUGGCUUGAAGCGUCGAGCUAAAAAACUUGUAUCCUGCAUCUCAGUGCGCAAGCUGAGCCAUUGUCGCACAUCGUAGGCCCUACCCAAACCCCCCCCCUAGUUACUAGAGUAAUAUGGAAAAGUAAUAACUUGUUAACAAAUUGUGAGCAACUUUUUGGUUUUUGUUUUUGUUUUUGUUGUCUUACAUUCGCCAAGUAUUUAUUAAGAUAAAACGAGAUUGAGAGGGGAAGAGAGAGAGAGAGAGAGUAAUCGAGGCACACACUAAGAGCCGACACCUUAAAUUAGCUUAGAAAGCUGUUAGGCAGGCAGCAGAAUGCAAGUAAGAUCCAAGUGACAAUACCGUGUAUUAUAUGAGAAAGUUAUUUAGGUCGUUGAUAUGUAUUAAAUGUAAAGAACAAACACGUUGAAUAAUUGCAAUUAGCAAAGAUUCGUUAAAGUAAACUGCGCGUCGGCAAAACGCAAAUAAGUAAAUUGUUGAACUGUUGUUGGUUUUAAUAACUUCUAAAUCAAUGCAAUUUACAGGCGCCGACCAUACACAAACUGCUGGACAGUAUUUUGCAAUGGAAAAUUUAUAAGUGUAAUACAAAUUGAAACUAUUGAAGAAUAUUUAAAUAUAU
This is a messenger RNA of Drosophila novamexicana, 2489 nucleotides long. It is a transcript of the gene Lkb1, whose product is annotated as serine/threonine-protein kinase STK11. Gene Ontology annotation, molecular function: protein kinase activator activity; protein serine/threonine kinase activity; ATP binding. The transcript has 4 exons. Gene Ontology annotation, cellular component: cytoplasm. Bases 188 to 1948 code for a protein of 586 amino acids. Lineage: Eukaryota; Metazoa; Arthropoda; Insecta; Diptera; Drosophilidae. The record is from RefSeq and is a predicted model, not a curated record. Gene Ontology annotation, biological process: protein phosphorylation; establishment of cell polarity; intracellular signal transduction.